CUUGGACGACUAAGAAUAUUGAACCUCACCCUUCUCGAAAGUAAACGAAAUGGCAUCCAAUUGUCUUCUAUAAAUACCCCCAAAUGGCCCAUAUAUAACUCAAAACAAUUAAUCACAAGAACUCAAGAAGGCAAAAACAAUCCCAUGGCUGCAGCACUACCGGGGCUUGGCAACGCCAUCAAGUUCCUUCCCACCGGCACAGUCUUCUUGUACCAGUUCUUCAGCCCUAUCCUGUCCAACAAUGGCCAGUGCCACACGUACAACAAGUAUCUCACCGCCUUUCUCGCUGGUGGGUGUGGCUUAUGUUCCUUCUUUUCUACGUUUACCGACAGUUACGUGGGAGAUGACCGGAAAACGCACUAUGGGGUCGUAACAAACAAGGGUCUUUGGCCCUCGUCGGAGUCUAGGGACGUGGUCUUGUCGGCCUACAAGCUUCAGUUUGCGGACUUUGUCCAUGCUUCUUUUGCGAUAAUAGUGUUCGCGGUUGUGGUGCUUUUGGACGCAAAAACUGUCAAGUGCUUCUAUCCGGUGUCUGAGUCCACUCAGAAGACUCUGCUCAUGGUGCUGCCUGCCGUUGUUGGUGCGGUUUCUAGCGUGCUUACAGCGUUGUUCCCCUACAAGCGCCAUGGAAUCGGAUACCCUUCAAGUACUACGUCUUCACAGAACUCCAACUCUGGUGGAGAAAUACCCUUGACCAAAAUCUAACCAAGUUUGACUGUGCUUUCUUCCUACUUUCUUUCCUCUUCUUCUUCUUCUUCGUGUUCCCUUAUAUUUCCUGUUCACAGGUUUGACAUGUUUUUGCUGCUCAAGUUGUAACUUUUCAUUGUAUCCUUGAUAAAAAUAAGGGAAGUUUGUGUUCAA
This is a messenger RNA of Alnus glutinosa, 861 nucleotides long. Its product is annotated as protein DMP2-like. The record is from RefSeq and is a predicted model, not a curated record. The transcript has a single exon. The coding region runs from base 145 to 705 and encodes 186 amino acids. Gene Ontology annotation, biological process: endomembrane system organization. NCBI's taxonomy places the organism in Eukaryota, Viridiplantae, Streptophyta, Magnoliopsida, Fagales, Betulaceae.